CUGGCUCGGUUCUGUUCGGUUCGCUUGCUUUUGGACUCAGUUGCGAUCGGACUGCGUGCCGUUACAGUAGGCGAAAUCGGAGGAAAAUCGGUGGAAAAUUGGUGGAAAAUCGUUGGAAAAUCGAAGAAAAAUCGUGGAAAAGUAGAGCGAACGAUCGAUCGCGUAAUAACGCCAUAUAAUAUAAUUAUACUAAUAAUUAUUAGUAAUGCCUCUUGGUGAAACACACACACAUUUUGUGGGUGGAAAGAAACAAAACAGAGUCAAGUGUGCAACAGUUUCUGGUUCUGUUUAAGUGCCUAAGUGCCAUAUAAAUGCGUACUAAAACAUUUCUGGAAUUUUAAGUGGAAACAUUCUCGAAUUCUGUGAACUUUCCCAAUUGUGUUUUUAGUGAAAGACUUACAAUUUAGACGAAGCCAAGGAGAAAUUCCAACGCAGAGACACUUUGGUGGAUAUUUGGCAAGAAGCUUUUUGCUUUUUUUCGUGGAGCAACGCACUUUGUGAGGUGUUGCAGCAGUCACAUCAAAAGCGAUCCAAGGAAUCCACCCUCCAGAAGCCAGCGAAUGAUCUAUGGAACUCACCGUCAUCCACGCCCACGAGUGGAGCUCCUUUGGUGACAAUAUGGCUGCCAUAAAUCCAUCAACUCACUGAGUAUAUCACACACGAGCAGCCAUCUCCCCCCCAUAAGUGGAAGUUUUUGGGGGAAAGUAUUUCCGUUACAUCGAGAAGAGAGAUAGGUGAUCAUCGAGAGGAUCAUCUCGGCCUCAUCUCAUCAUCAACAGCAUCCGAUUGCAAUCGUGGGUGGAGUGGAGGAUCACUUCAAAGGCACACAUGUUGCACUGAAGAGGCCACUGUUGCAGUUGUUGUUUCCAUUAUAAAUUAGGAACUAGAAGAUCACCGAUCUUCUUCCGGCGCUGGCGAAAGAAGGGGGAGCGCGGUCCAAAUAGAGCGGAGCACUCUAAAGUGGAUUUCCGGUGAAUAAAAAACCAAGCAGCACAUGCGACAAAACUCCGACAAGGGAGUUGCCGUCGAAGUUGCAGUUGCACCACAUCCAGUGGCAGUUGCACAUCCAGUUGCACUCGCUGUUGCACAUUCGAGGGUGCUGCCCUGCCGGCAAGAGUUACAAAAAUAAAUAUACCAAAAAUGGCUGCCGCCUGGAGUUGGCGAGCCAGUCACUCGACGAUCACAAUGACAAGCGGAUCGCUGGUAGUACUCUUCCUGUUGCUAUCGAUUUGGCAGCCAGCAGUGCAGGUUGAAGGACGACGCCAAAUGGCCAACAGCCAGGAGAUGAUCAAGGACCAUCUGGGAGCCAGGAGUCAAAACAAGACACCAGCCAUCGCGAGCAAUGCUAAUCAAUCGAGCACAUCCAGUGCGGAUCUGGAUGAUGGCGCCGCGGAUGACGAUGAUAACAAGGCCGAUUUGCCGGUGAAUGUCAGUUCGAAACCCUACUGGCGGAAUCCCAAGAAGAUGAGUUUUCUGCAGACGCGACCCUCGGGCUCCCUGCUCACCCUCAAUUGCCAUGCCCUGGGCAAUCCGGAGCCCAAUAUCACAUGGUAUCGCAAUGGCACCGUCGACUGGACGCGGGGCUAUGGGAGCUUAAAGCGGAAUCGAUGGACCCUGACCAUGGAGGAUCUGGUGCCGGGCGAUUGUGGCAACUACACCUGCAAGGUGUGCAAUUCGUUGGGUUGCAUUCGUCACGACACCCAGGUGAUUGUAAGCGAUCGAGUUAAUCACAAGCCGAUCCUGAUGACCGGCCCAUUGAAUCUCACACUGGUGGUCAAUUCCACUGGCAGCAUGCACUGCAAAUAUCUGUCGGACUUGACCAGCAAGAAGGCGUGGAUCUUUGUGCCCUGCCAUGGAAUGGCCAACUGCUCCAACAAUCGAUCCAUCAUUGCCGAGGAUAAGGAUCAGUUGGACUUCGUGAACGUUAGGAUGGAGCAGGAGGGCUGGUACACGUGCGUCGAAAGCAACAGCCUGGGUCAAUCCAAUAGCACUGCCUAUUUGCGAGUGGUGCGAACUCUGCACGUCUUGGAGGCCGGAGUGGCCAGUGGUUCACUCCACUCGACCAGCUUCGUGUACAUCUUCGUCUUUGGCGGACUCAUUUUCAUCUUUAUGACCACCCUGUUCGUCUUCUAUGCCAUCCGGAAAAUGAAGCAUGAAAAGGUGCUGAAACAACGCAUCGAAACCGUUCACCAGUGGACCAAGAAAGUGAUCAUCUUCAAGCCCGAAGGUGGCGGAGACUCCAGUGGUUCCAUGGACACCAUGAUCAUGCCGGUGGUUAGGAUACAGAAACAGCGCACCACUGUCCUUCAGAAUGGCAACGAGCCGGCUCCCUUCAACGAAUACGAAUUCCCACUGGACUCGAACUGGGAACUGCCCAGAAGUCAUUUGGUACUGGGUGCCACUUUGGGAGAAGGUGCUUUCGGACGAGUGGUCAUGGCAGAGGUCAAUAAUGCCAUAGUGGCCGUGAAAAUGGUGAAGGAAGGACACACGGAUGAUGACAUUGCCAGCUUGGUGCGCGAAAUGGAAGUGAUGAAGAUCAUUGGGCGACAUAUCAAUAUUAUUAACCUUUUGGGCUGCUGCAGUCAGAAUGGUCCACUCUAUGUGAUUGUCGAGUAUGCGCCACACGGAAACCUCAAGGACUUCCUCUACAAAAAUCGACCCUUCGGAAGGGAUCAGGACAGCUCGCAACCGCCUCCAUCGCCACCAGCUCAUGUGAUAACCGAAAAGGAUCUGAUCAAGUUUGCCCACCAGAUUGCCAGAGGAAUGGACUAUUUGGCGUCGCGGCGAUGCAUCCAUCGAGAUUUGGCAGCCAGGAAUGUGCUCGUCAGCGAUGAUUAUGUGCUGAAGAUUGCUGAUUUUGGACUGGCGAGGGACAUCCAAAGCACGGAUUAUUAUCGAAAGAAUACGAAUGGCAGACUACCCAUCAAAUGGAUGGCACCAGAGUCGCUGCAGGAGAAAUUCUAUGACUCCAAGAGCGAUGUCUGGUCAUAUGGUAUCCUGCUGUGGGAGAUCAUGACCUAUGGGCAACAACCAUAUCCCACUAUCAUGUCCGCGGAGGAGCUGUACACCUAUCUCAUGUCCGGUCAGCGGAUGGAGAAGCCAGCGAAAUGCUCCAUGAACAUCUACAUUUUGAUGCGACAAUGCUGGCACUUCAACGCCGAUGAUCGGCCACCCUUUACGGAAAUCGUGGAGUAUAUGGACAAGCUGCUCCAGACGAAGGAGGACUACCUCGAUGUGGAUAUCGCCAAUCUGGAUACACCGCCCUCGACGAGCGACGAGGAGGAAGAUGAAACGGACAACCUGCAGAAGUGGUGUAACUAUUGAACGAAUCAGGAUCCUUAGAUGAGUUCAAGCAAUUGAAGCCUGGUUUUUGAACCAAAGUCAAAUUGUUAACUAGAGAUUAUGGAGUGUCCUUUAAAUCCUUGUUAGGAUACAAAAGAAUCCUACAAAUCGUACUACACUCGAAUUUAUGUAUAUAACUCUCAUUUAAGUCUGUAUAUCUCUUGAAACAUUUUACCAAAAUUGCACCAAAGGCGUAAAACCAAAAACAAGCAGCUGCUCGAAUUUACUUCUAGUUUAGAGUUGAUUUAAGAUACACCAUAAAACAUGUAAUAGUAUAUGCGUAGUAGUAAGUUAUGCUUAAGACUCGGUUGUAUUUUCUGUUGUAUUUCAUAUUGUACUGAUCUUUGUAGUAUUCGCAGUUUUAUACUCGCUAAAUUAUACUCGUAGCCCAUAGAAACACAACAAUGUUCUAUCUUAGCGUUAGUUGCAUGCCGCAGUGCCUUAUGAAACAAUAAAUGUUGUACACGAA
Drosophila simulans is the source of this 3811-nucleotide messenger RNA. Its product is annotated as fibroblast growth factor receptor homolog 1. The transcript has 2 exons. Gene Ontology annotation, molecular function: ATP binding; fibroblast growth factor receptor activity. NCBI's taxonomy places the organism in Eukaryota, Metazoa, Arthropoda, Insecta, Diptera, Drosophilidae. Gene Ontology annotation, biological process: multicellular organism development; fibroblast growth factor receptor signaling pathway; positive regulation of cell population proliferation. Bases 1141 to 3324 code for a protein of 727 amino acids. The record is from RefSeq and is a predicted model, not a curated record. Gene Ontology annotation, cellular component: membrane; signaling receptor complex.